Messenger RNA from Brenthis ino (lesser marbled fritillary), 294 nucleotides. The record is from the annotation of a GenBank genome assembly. NCBI's taxonomy places the organism in Eukaryota, Metazoa, Arthropoda, Insecta, Lepidoptera, Nymphalidae.
AUGGCCGAAGCCCCCGAGCCUACCGCGACUACUGGUCGGCUUAUUAUAAGCUAUCUCCAAAACACCAGGAGUGGGGCCACAGUCUCUGACAUAAUACAGCAUCUUCAAACUAAAAGUGGGAAGGAGUCUAACGAUUUGAAAGAUACGAGAUGUGUGGGAGGCGACGAAGGAGUAGAUGUAGGCGACGAAGACGUCGGACCAGACGACGAUUCAGCCAACGAAGGAGACGAAGACGACGAAUUUGCCGCUGUGGCUAGCUCCCCGUACCAUAACCAAAACCCAGUCAGACAACAG